UCAGACAAGGCCUAAAAUUUCAUUCUCUCUCUUCAGAAUUAUUUAAAAAAAUCAAAAACUACUGUAUAAACCUCUCUCUCUUUCUUCUCUCUUUUCUGUUCUCUUCUCUUCUGUCAUCUUCCCUGGUCUCCUCUGAUGUACAUUUGCGUUUUUAUCAUCUCGGAAACCCUAGAUUUCGAAAUCAAAUCUCUCUCUCUUUUCUCUUCUCUUGAGAUUUCCUUUCUCUCCUAGACUAACAGUACUAGUAACAGCUCAAGAUUUUUAGCUUCCUUCUUUAUAGGUUUCACAAAAAAAAAAAAAUCCGCCAUUGUUGUUCUCUUUACUAAUUUGGGGAAUUAGGGUUUACUAUUUCUGGGUAGUUCCUACUCUCUUCUUCAUAAAGUCUCAAUGUUUCAUCUAAAAGGCUCAAAACCCAUUUGAAAAGACUUGUAAUUUAAGGCAUUUAAAUGCAUGGACGGGAGAGAAGCAAUGUCAUUUCCUCACUACUACCUCCAAAGAGGAGCCUUCACCAAUCUCUCCCCUUCCCAGGUCGCGAGUGGUCUCCACGCGCCGCCGCCGCCGGGAAUGAGACCUAUGCCGAACCCUAACGUUCAUCAUCCUCAAGCUAACAACCCGGGGCCUCAUUUCUCCAUGGCCGACCACAGACACUCUGACUUCGGACACAACAUUCACAUGGGGAUGGCUUCCUCUGCUUCUGUGCAGCCGCUGCAGCCGCCACAGAUGGAGCAGCCGUUGGUUAAGAAGAAGCGUGGACGGCCGAGGAAGUACGCUCCUCCUGAUGGACAAGUCUCUUUAGGGCUUUCUCCUGUGCCUUGUUCUUCUGGUGGUAGUAGUAAAGCAGCUAAGGACUCUUCUGCAGUGACUGAUCCAAAUGCUCCUAAACGAGCCAGAGGUCGACCUCCUGGUACUGGAAGGAAGCAACGUUUAGCUAAUCUUGGUGAGUGGAUGAACACUUCAGCUGGACUUGCUUUUGCACCUCAUGUCAUCAGUGUUGGAGCAGGAGAAGAUAUCGUUUCAAAAGUCAUGUCAUUCUCACAGCAAAGACCUCGAGCUCUUUGUAUAAUGUCAGGCACCGGAACAGUUUCUUCAGUCACUCUACGUCAACCCGCUACAACAGAGUCUUCUUUGACAUAUGAGGGACGUUUUGAGAUACUAAGUCUAGGGGGAUCUUAUUUGGUGAAUGAAGAAGGUGGAUCCAAAAGCCGAACAGGCGGUUUGAGUGUCUCCCUUUCUGGUCCUGAAGGUCAUGUUAUUGGCGGUGGGAUUGGAAUGCUUAUUGCAGCCAGCCUCGUUCAGGUUGUGGCUUGUAGUUUUAUAUACGGAGGAGUUAAUAACAGUAACAAGACUAUCAAACAAGAAAAUAAACCAAAGGAAGAGCACAAGGAUAGCGAAAUGGAGACUAAUCCACAAGAAGAAGAAGAAGAAGAAGAAGCACAGGUGGGUCAGGAGACGCCACAGAACUUCUCAGGUCAGGGAAUGAGUGGAUGGCCCGGUUCAGGGGAAGGUUCAGUCUCAGUCUCAGGCAGAUCACUUGACUCUACUAGCGGAAGAAACCUACUCACUGAUAUUGACUUGACUCGCGGAUGAUUCAGAACGAGACAGUAUUUAAUCUUUCUUCCUAUUUUACUACCUUCUUAGCUAUUGAAGCAGCAGCAGCAGCAGCAGCAUACGUGCAGAAUGUGAAUGCUGUAAAUAUCUUCUUUGUUGUUGUAGAUUUUAUCUGAGAAUGUUAAAACCAGAAAUCUCGGAGAAUUGAGACAGAUCUCUGUGUUCCUUGUAACAUUGUUAAUGUAGCAACUAGCUAGACCCCUUUCUUCAGGUUAUUAUUUAAGGAGAUGUUUAACUUUAGCUA
Molecule: messenger RNA, 1852 nt
Organism: Raphanus sativus (radish)
Lineage: Eukaryota; Viridiplantae; Streptophyta; Magnoliopsida; Brassicales; Brassicaceae
Product: AT-hook motif nuclear-localized protein 5
Exons: 5
Coding region: 451-1587 (378 amino acids)
Molecular function (GO): minor groove of adenine-thymine-rich DNA binding
Source: RefSeq, a predicted model, not a curated record